Molecule: messenger RNA, 1087 nt
Organism: Alexandromys fortis (reed vole)
Lineage: Eukaryota; Metazoa; Chordata; Mammalia; Rodentia; Cricetidae
Product: olfactory receptor 24
Exons: 2
Coding region: 1-978 (325 amino acids)
Biological process (GO): G protein-coupled receptor signaling pathway
Cellular component (GO): plasma membrane
Molecular function (GO): G protein-coupled receptor activity; olfactory receptor activity
Source: RefSeq, a predicted model, not a curated record
AUGGGACCACAAAACCAAACCAGCGCGUCUGAAUUCAUCCUCCUGGGACUUUCAGAGAAGCCAGAACAUGAACCUGUCCUCUUUUCUCUCUUCCUCUGCAUGUAUGUGGUCACAGUCGUGGGGAACUUGUUGAUCAUCUUGGCCAUCAGCACUGACUCUCACCUCCACACUCCUAUGUAUUUCUUCCUGGCCAAUCUCUCCUUGGUUGAUUUCUGUCUAGCUACCAACACUGUCCCUAAGAUGCUGGUGAACAUUCAAACCAGGAGCAAGUCUAUCUCUUAUCCUUGCUGUCUAACUCAGAUGUACUUUUUCCAUUUUUUUGGCAUCAUGGACAGUGUCUUAAUAGCGGUGAUGGCUUAUGAUCGGUUUGUGGCCAUUUGUCACCCAUUACAUUAUUCUACUAUCAUGAGUCCACGCCUCUGUGGGCUGCUGGUAGGUGGCCCAUGGGUGUAUUCCUGCUUCAUCUCCCUUACCCACAUCCUCCUCAUGGCCCGUCUGGUAUUCUGUGGAAACAAUGAGCUCCCCCAUUACUUCUGUGACCUCACUCCACUUCUCCGGCUUUCAUGCACAGACACGACAGUAAACAAAAUAUUUGUGCUUAUUGUGGCAGGAAUGGUAAUAGCCACACCUUUUGUCUGUAUCCUCGCCUCCUAUGCUCGAAUCAUCGUGGCCGUCAUGAAGGUCCCCUCUGUGGGUGGGAGAAAGAAAGCCUUUUCUACCUGUAGCUCCCACCUCUCUGUGGUAGUCCUUUUCUACGGGACCACCAUUGGGGUCUAUCUAUGUCCCUCCUCUGUCCGCACAGCUGUGAAGGAGAAGGCUUCUGCAGUAAUGUACACAGCAGUCACCCCCAUGCUGAACCCCUUUAUCUAUAGCCUGAGGAACAGAGAUCUGAAGGGAGCUCUGCAGAAGAUAGUGUUUUCUAUUUCCAUCCAUUUGCCUGCAAACUUCAAGAAGUUCUUGUUUUUUACUGCUGAGUAGUACUCUAAUAUGUAUAUAUUCCAUACUUUCUUCAUCCAUUCUUCAAUUGAAGGGCAUCUAGGUUGUUUCCAGGUUCUGGCUAUUACAAACAAUGCUGCUAUGAACAUAG